Athene cunicularia (burrowing owl) is the source of this 1104-nucleotide messenger RNA. RefSeq names its product peptidylprolyl isomerase E (gene PPIE). NCBI's taxonomy places the organism in Eukaryota, Metazoa, Chordata, Aves, Strigiformes, Strigidae. Gene Ontology annotation, cellular component: intracellular membrane-bounded organelle. Gene Ontology annotation, molecular function: peptidyl-prolyl cis-trans isomerase activity. The record is from RefSeq and is a predicted model, not a curated record. The transcript is spliced from 8 exons. Gene Ontology annotation, biological process: protein peptidyl-prolyl isomerization; protein folding. Bases 130 to 837 code for a protein of 235 amino acids.
CGGGGGGCCGCGGGGCCGCUGUGUGUUUGCUGCCCGUGACCGCUCGCUUCUCUCUCUCCAGAAAAGCACCGGGGAUUCGCCUUCAUCGAGUUUGAGCUGGCAGAGGAUGCAGCAGCAGCUAUUGACAACAUGAAUGAGUCUGAGCUCUUUGGCAGGACAAUUCGUGUGAACUUGGCCAAACCAAUGAGAAUUAAAGAAGGAUCAUCCAGGCCUGUCUGGUCGGAUGAUGACUGGCUGAAGAAGUUUUCAGGAAAGACUUUGGAGGAAAACACAGAGGAGGGAGGAGCAGAAGCCCCCAAACCAGAGGUGCAGGAGGGUGAGCCUCCUGCCAAGAAAUCCCGGGUCAACCCUCAGGUUUACAUGGACAUCAAAAUUGGAAACAAACCUGCGGGGCGGCUGCAGAUCCUCCUGCGCUCAGACGUGGUGCCCAUGACCGUAGAGAAUUUCCGCUGCCUCUGCACCCAUGAGAAAGGCUUCGGCUUCAAAGGGAGCAGCUUCCACCGCAUCAUCCCCCAGUUCAUGUGUCAGGCUGGCGACUUCACCAACCACAACGGCACCGGAGGCAAAUCCAUCUACGGGAAGAAGUUUGAUGAUGAAAACUUCAUUCUCAAACACACGGGGCCAGGGCUGUUAUCGAUGGCAAACUCUGGCCCAAACACCAACGGCUCCCAGUUCUUCAUCACUUGUGAUAAAACAGACUGGCUGGACGGGAAGCACGUGGUGUUCGGGGAGGUGACGGAGGGCAUGGACGUGGUGCGACAGAUCGAGGCUCAAGGCACCAAAGACGGGAAACCGAAGCAGAAGGUGAUUAUUUCAGACUGCGGGGAGUGCCCGUGAGCUCGGCUCUUGGAGGGGGCUGGAUGGGGUGACCCUGGGCCCCCAGCAGUGUCCAGCUCCUGCGACUUCUGUCGAAAUCCCCCUGCAAAGCUUCAUGUGAGUGUGCCUGCGGGCAGCGCUGCGGGGCCCCCACCCGCCCCAGGGGAGGUGGAAGGUAGAUCGCUUCUCUGCCUGCCCUGCCCUCUGCUGCCCUGAGCAGGGCAAGGCUGGUUCUGCUGCUGUCUUCUAGAAAGUAUGUUUGGUAAAAAUAAAACCUAGUUUUAAAAA